GAUGUAUACCUUUCUUCAUCAUAUAAAAAAAAAAAUCAUUUUUGUGUUAAAUGUCGUAGGAACAACUUAAAAACUACAUGAGUGAAUCUACUUCUUUUGCAAGUGCAUUGGAGGACACUACAUCUUGGCGAGAUGAUAUACUCUUUAAGGUGAAGGGAUCUGACAAGAAAGGGAGGGUUUGCUGCUUAGGGAAGGUCCCAACUUUUAUGUGGUUAUCUCUGCAACUAAAAGGACCCUGCCUACUACGAUCCUUGCCUUCACCGAUUGCAGAAAAAAAGCUGAAAUCUCAAUAUCCUGAAGUGGAUGUGAUGAAAAUCACCUUUGGCAAACAAGAGGAAAGAGUGAAGGAAGACGGUGAAAUUAAGGAAGGCAAAGCAGAGGCUGUGGGCACAGAGGUCGAAAAGAGCCAGCCACCUCCUCCAGUGGAAAUCCAUCCAGUUCCCUUAGAAGAAGAGUAGCCAGCCCUUCCAGAAGUGGAGCAGCCACCUCUUUGUGUAGAGCAACAGCCACCUCCCCCAACAGAGUAGCUAGGGUUUCCAUUUUUUGAUUUGUAUUUUCUGUUAAAAUUGGAACAAUUUGUUGAUUUUAUUUUGAACAUUUUUGUAAGAUUUGAUUUAACGAUUGAAUAUAUUGAGGAUUUGUUUCAAGAUUUAUGUUAUGUUGCCAUUAUGUAAGAACAAAAAUGGAAGAAAUCACUUUGAAUGUGAAGUGAAAUUCAUUAAUAAAAUUAAAGUUCAAGG
Rubroshorea leprosula is the source of this 740-nucleotide messenger RNA. The record is from the annotation of a GenBank genome assembly. Lineage: Eukaryota; Viridiplantae; Streptophyta; Magnoliopsida; Malvales; Dipterocarpaceae.